Molecule: messenger RNA, 2325 nt
Organism: Eublepharis macularius
Lineage: Eukaryota; Metazoa; Chordata; Lepidosauria; Squamata; Eublepharidae
Gene: NOP56
Product: NOP56 ribonucleoprotein
Exons: 12
Coding region: 328-1950 (540 amino acids)
Cellular component (GO): box C/D methylation guide snoRNP complex; small-subunit processome
Molecular function (GO): snoRNA binding
Source: RefSeq, a predicted model, not a curated record
CGGGGGGGGGGGGUUCCGGGGCUGCCGCUUCUCGGGCCGGACUCCCGGCGGAGCUCCGAGCCGCCCUCCCCCAGCGCCGGCGAGGCCGGAGGGGCGGCCAGAGGGGGAGCGCGGCUGGGACUCGGUUUCCCGGCAGGCAGCGCGGCCUCCCGCCACGCGGCUCCCAGCAAGCGCGCGCGGGGAGGGAGGCAUAGCCUCCGAUUGGCCCAGGCGCCGCCCCGCCUCCCGUCGGCCCGCGCGCGCCGAGCGGAAAGGGCGGGCCCAGGGCGUCUCUGCCAGGGGCGCUUCCGUUUCUCCCUCGAGGUCGGCGUGGAAGGCGAGGCCGCCAUGGGCCCGGUUCUGCUGCACGUCCUCUUCGAGCACGCGGCCGGCUACGCGCUCUUCGCGCUGCGGCAGGCCGAGGAGGUGGCGCUGCUGCUGCCGCAGGUGGAGUCGAGCGUGCUGAGCCUGGGCCAGUUCCUCGCGCUGGUGCGGCUGGUGGCCUUCUCGCCCUUCCGCUCGGCCCAGAGCGCCCUGGACAACAUCCACGCCGUCUCCGAAGGGCUGCUGCACGAGGACUUGCGGCUGCUGCUGGAGACGCAUCUGCCGGCCAAGCGGAAGAAGGCGCUGCUGGGCGUCAGCGAUGCCAAGAUCGGGGCCGCCAUCCAGGAGGAGCUGGGCUGCCCCUGCCAGACCGGCGGCGUGGUGGCCGAGGUCACCCGAGGGAUCCGGCUGCACUUCUGCCACCUCAUCAAGGGCUUGACGGCCCAGUCGGCCUCCAAGGCCCAGCUGGGGCUGGGGCACAGCUACUCCCGGGCCAAGGUCAAGUUCAACGUGAACCGGGUGGACAACAUGAUCAUCCAGUCCAUCAGCCUCUUGGACCAGCUCGACAAGGACAUCAACACCUUCUCCAUGCGGGUCAGAGAAUGGUAUGGGUAUCAUUUCCCAGAGCUGAUCAAGAUUGUGAGCGAUAACUAUACUUACUGCCGCUUGGCCAAGCUUAUCAGAAACCGAAAAGAACUGAGCGAAGAGAGCUUGGAGGAGUUAGAGGAGGUGGUCAUGGACAGCGCUAAAGCACAGGCGAUUUUGGAAGCAUCCCGUUCAUCCAUGGGCAUGGAUAUCUCUCCUAUUGAUCUCAUCAACAUUGAGAGGUUUUCUAGUCGUGUCAUCUCGCUCUCUGAAUACCGCAAAGGCCUGCAGGAAUACCUGCGUUCCAAGAUGAGCCAGGUGGCCCCCAGCCUCUCAGCCCUGAUUGGCGAAGUGGUGGGUGCCCGCCUCAUUUCCCAUGCUGGCAGCCUGACCAACCUGGCCAAGUACCCAGCCUCAACCGUUCAGAUUCUGGGCGCAGAGAAAGCCCUGUUCAGAGCCUUGAAGACUCGGGGCAACACCCCCAAGUACGGCUUGAUCUUCCACUCCACUUUCAUUGGGCGAGCAGCGGCCAAGAACAAGGGCCGCAUCUCCCGCUACUUGGCCAAUAAGUGCACCAUUGCGUCCCGCAUCGACUGCUUCUCAGAGGUCCCGACUAGUGUCUUUGGGGACAAGUUGCGUGAGCAGGUCGAGGAGCGCUUGGCCUUCUAUGAGACAGGAGAGCCCCCUCGCAAGAACCUGGACGUCAUGAAAGAGGCGGUGGUGGAGGCCACAGAGGUUGCCACCGAGAUCAAGAAGAAGCUGGAGAAGAGGGAGAAGAAGAAGCAGAAACGUGAAAAGAAGCGCCUGGAGGCUCUGGCGGCAGCUGCUGGGGAGAACUCCCUGCUGGGGGCCACGGUGGAGGAAAAUGAGACGGAGCCCAAAAAGAAGAAAAAGAGGAAGCGGCAAGAGGAGCCAGAGCUGUCCGAGAACGGCCUGGAGCCAGAGGUUGGGCCCAAGAAGAAGAGAAAGCAGCUGCAGCCACCACCCCCUGUGGAGACCCCAGAGAAGAAGAAAAAGAAGAAGAAGGUGCGGCUGGAGCAGGACAGCGACGAUGCAGACUAGCAGGGCAGGAUCUGGCCCCAGGAGCCAAGGCCAGAGAGCCUCUUUCAUCCCUCCUCAAAUAAACUGGCUUUGGGAGCUGUGGUCCUCGUUCUUCCCAGGCAAGAGAAUGUAGCCCUGGUUGGACCUUCUUUGCUAAAACGACUGGGCUGAAGGCCACUGGGGCCAUGCCUUGCAGGCCUUUGGCACACGCUGGGCUCUGUCCAUGGAGGGAAGUGGGGGGACCCGAGUGCGGGGGCUGGCGGGUGGGGUGGGGGUGGCCCAACCCUGCCCUGUCGACCAUGGAGUAGCCAUUGCUGCAGAAUUGGGGCCUUAUGAAGCCGCCGCACAUUUUUAAGUGUUCAGCCUGCCAUUGACAAUAAAGGAUGUUGUUCAUAA